Molecule: messenger RNA, 3639 nt
Organism: Erythranthe guttata (spotted monkey flower)
Lineage: Eukaryota; Viridiplantae; Streptophyta; Magnoliopsida; Lamiales; Phrymaceae
Source: RefSeq, a predicted model, not a curated record
CUCAUCAGAAAAUUUCUGUGUCCGUCAAAAUUCUAUUUUUUUUUUCUCACUGUUCGACGCACGACCCUUUCCGAUUGAAUCUCGUCACUCUAUUUUUGUUUCGAUUAAGCUGAGUGGAGUGAUUGCAUUGGAUCCGUUUGAUUCGUUUUCGAGUUGGCUUGAGGACUGCUAUCAAUUCUCGAUAUAUAAGGUCAACUUUCGGAGUAGACAGCUUUAAAGAAAUUGGGGAAACAGUAUGUCUGUUUCAUCGAGAGAUUUGGAUCCAGCUUUCCAAGGAGCUGGACAGAAGGCUGGCAUUGAGAUAUGGAGAAUCGAAAAUUUUCAUCCUGUUCGAGUCCCAAAUUCUUCACAUGGAAAAUUCUUCACCGGGGAUUCUUAUGUGAUUCUGAAGACAACUGCACUGAAGAGUGGUGCCCUCCGUCACGAUCUUCAUUAUUGGCUAGGUAAAGAUACCAGUCAGGACGAAGCUGGCACUGCAGCCAUCAAGACAGUUGAACUAGAUGCGGCACUUGGCGGGCGUGCUGUUCAGUAUCGUGAAUUACAAGGCCAUGAAACAGAGAAGUUCCUCUCGUAUUUUAAACCAUGUAUAAUACCUCAAGAAGGAGGAGUUGCCUCAGGCUUCAAGCAUGCUGAGGCUGAAAAACAUCAGACCCGUUUGUUUGUUUGUAAAGGAAAGCACGUCGUUCAUGUGAAAGAGGUGCCUUUUGCUCGAUCCACUCUAAAUCACGAUGACAUAUUUAUUCUCGAUACAGAGUCUAAGAUUUUUCAAUUCAAUGGUUCCAACUCAUGUAUUCAAGAGAGAGCUAAAGCUCUUGAAGUUGUUCAGUAUGUUAAAGAUACGUAUCAUGACGGAAAAUGUGAAAUAGCAUCUAUUGGUAAUUAUGCUACUACUUGCACGUUCUUGUAUGUUAAUUACCGAGGCAUAUUUGCAUUACAGCUGCCGUUUCUUUUGACUGCAGAAGAUGGAAAACUAAUGGCCGAUUCUGAGGCUGGAGAAUUUUGGGGCUUCUUUGGUGGCUUUGCUCCGCUCCCAAGGAAAGCAAACACUGAUGAACCGAAGAGCAAUGGUGUUAUCUCUUCUACGCUUUUCUGUGUUGAGAAGGGAGAGGCAGUACCAGUCGAGGCAGAUUCUAUGACAAAAGAUUUAUUAGACACAAAUAAAUGUUAUAUCCUUGAUUGUGGGGUGGAAGUCUUUGUUUGGACUGGGAGAAAUACUCCUCUUGAGGAAAGGAAAGCUGCAAGCAGCACUGUUGAUGAAUUAUUGCGUAGCCUUGAUAGACCUAAUUGUCAUAUUAUCCGUGUAAUUGAGGGGUUUGAAACGGUGAUGUUCCGCUCGAAAUUUGAUUCUUGGCCCCAAUCGACCAAUGCAGCUGCGUCUCAGGAUGGUCGAGGAAAGGUCGCAGCACUUCUAAAGCGCCAAGGUGUUAAUGUGAAGGGUCUUGUGAAAACAGAAUCUCCCAAAGAAGAGCCUCAACCAUACAUAGACUGCACAGGCGAUUUACAGGUUUGGCGUGUGAAUGGUCAAGAGAAGAUUCUUCUGGAAGCUUCUGACCAGUCAAAGUUUUACAGUGGAGAUUGUUAUAUCUUUCAAUACUCUUAUCCCGGGGAAGAAAAAGAAGAAUAUCUCAUAGGAACAUGGUUUGGAAAGCAAAGUGUUGAGGAGGAUAGGGUUGUAGCAGCUUCCCAGGCUAGCAAGAUGGUUGAGGCAAUGAAGUUCUUACCCACUCAGGCUCGGAUUUACGAAGGCAAUGAACCAAUCCAGUUCUUCGCCAUUUUUCAGAGCUUCAUCGUACUUAAGGGAGGUCUUAGUGAGGGAUAUAAGAAUUACAUAGCUGAAAAGGAACUUUCAGACGAUACAUAUUCCGCGGAGGGACUUGCAUUAUUUCGAGUUCAAGGAAGUGGACCGGAGAAUAUGCAAGCGAUUCAAGUUGAACCUGUGGCCUCAUCGUUGAAUUCAUCGUACUGUUACAUACUACACAGUGGGUCCUCUGUGUUUACCUGGUUAGGAAAUCUUACAACACCUGAAGACCAGGAGCUCGUAGAAAGGCAGCUGGAUAUUAUAAAGCCAGAAAUGCAGUCUAAAUUUCAAAAAGAAGGAUCAGAAACCGAGCAGUUUUGGGAAUUGUUAGGUGGAAAAACUGAGUACCUAAACCAGAAAAUCGAAAGAGAGGCUGAAAGUGAUCCUCAUCUAUUCUCGUGCACUCUAUCCAAGGGAGAUCUAAAGGUCACAGAGGUAUACAAUUUCAACCAGGAUGAUCUAAUGACUGAGGAUAUAUUCAUUGUUGAUUGCCACUCAGACAUUUAUGUCUGGGUCGGGCAACAGGUUGAGUCGAAGAAUAAGAUGAAUGCGUUGAGUUUGGGGGAGAAAUUUCUGGAACGUGAUUUUCUUCUCGAGAAAUUGUCCAUGCAAGCUCCAAUAUAUGUUGUUAUGGAAGGGAGUGAACCGUCGUUUUUCACUCGUUUUUUCACUUGGGACUCCAAAAAAUCGGCAAUGCAUGGUAACUCUUUCCAAAGAAAGCUUGCUAUUCUUAAACACGGAGGCACUCCAGUGUUGGAUAGACCAAGAAGAAGAAUACCCGUUUUUGGCGGAAGAUCAGCCGCACCGGAAAAAGCACAGCGUUCAAGAAGUGUGUCUUCGUUUAGCACCCCGGAUCGAGUUCGUGUAAGAGGAAGAUCCCCUGCUUUCAAUGCUAUAGCUUCCACAUUCGAAAGUCCCAAUUUGAGGAAUUUGUCAACUCCUCCUCCAAUGGUGAGAAAGCUCUACCCUAAAUCAGUCACCCCAGAUUCCGAUUCGUCUAAUAGCCAGGCCUCGAGAUCGGCAGCUAUAGCUGCAUUAACAUCAAAGUUUCAACAACCAUCUGCUGGACAGUUCAUUAUCCCUCGUUCUCUUAGAGUGAGCCCCGAGUUACCAAAACCAAGAUCCGAGGCGAUUUCUAAAGAAAACUCGGGAGAACAACUGAAACCGAAGCCAGACACUAUACAUGAAGAUGUAACUGAAGGUGAAGUCGAGGAUGAAGAGGGGCUUCCAAUUCACCCAUACGAUCGUCUUACGACUUCAUCAACUGAUCCCGUUGAAGAUAUUGAUGUGACUAAACGAGAGACUUAUUUGUCUGCAGAAGAAUUCAAGGAUAAAUUCGAGAUGACUAAGAACGCUUUCUACAAAUUGCCUAAAUGGAAACAGAACAAAAUGAAGAUGGCACUCCAACUCUUCUGACUCAUCACAUAGCAUGCUCGGAAAUUUAUACGUUUUUUUUUCUUUCUAAAUACAUAUAUUCGCCAAAUCUAAUCACUUCAUUUCAGAAACAGUCUAUAGACACCUUCAUUUAUACAGCAACGGCAAAGCGGUGGAUUUUUAGCUGCAGUCUGAUCCCAGGAAGCUUUUGAUGCAUCGGGAUUUUUUUCAUUUUUUUAUUUUUUAUUUUUUAUAGUGAGUUAGUUUCUUGAUAUUCUUUUCGGUCCCAAUUUUGCUGUUAGCUUGCAUUUUUGUUUACGUAUAUUCAAUUAUACUUGCUUUUGGGUUUCGUUUAGCAGAGUGAUAGGAAGUUGUGCACAAAUGCAGGGCUUUUUAGUGUAAGGACUGAAAAAUGUGUACAUGAAUGUUAAAAACCCAAGUGCAGUCAUUAUUUGAUUAUUAGCAAA